Molecule: messenger RNA, 1986 nt
Organism: Pipistrellus kuhlii (Kuhl's pipistrelle)
Lineage: Eukaryota; Metazoa; Chordata; Mammalia; Chiroptera; Vespertilionidae
Gene: FOXA3
Product: forkhead box A3
Exons: 3
Coding region: 166-1278 (370 amino acids)
Biological process (GO): cell differentiation; anatomical structure morphogenesis; regulation of transcription by RNA polymerase II
Molecular function (GO): RNA polymerase II cis-regulatory region sequence-specific DNA binding; protein domain specific binding; DNA-binding transcription factor activity, RNA polymerase II-specific
Source: RefSeq, a predicted model, not a curated record
GCCGCCUCCCGCGGCGCCCGGGACGGCGGGGACUCUGGGCAGCCGGACGGACGGACGCGCGGGCGCCGGUCAGAGCGCGGGCCGUGCGGGCCGAGGGAUCCGGAGCGCUCGGUUCCCCCCCCCACCGGGCCGGCGCGGGGGCAGGUGGGGGCGCAGGCCCGGGGGAUGCUGGGCUCGGUGAAGAUGGAGGCCCACGACCUGGCGGAGUGGAGCUACUACCCGGAGGCGGGCGAGGUUUACUCUCCGGUGACCCCGGUGCCCACCAUGGCCCCCCUCAACUCCUACAUGACCCUGAACCCUCUGAGCUCUCCCUAUUCCCCCGGGGGGCUCCCCGCCUCGCCCCUGCCCUCAGGACCCCUGGCGCCCCCGGCCCCCGCCGCGCCCCUGGGCCCCGCCUUCCCCGGCCUGGGCGCCGGCACCAGCGGAGGCGGCGGUGGCGGCGGCGGCUCCGGGUACGGGGGCCCGGGCCCCGGGCUGGCGCACGGGAAGGAGGUGCCCAAAGGGUACCGGCGGUCCCUGGCGCACGCCAAGCCGCCCUACUCCUACAUCUCGCUCAUCACCAUGGCCAUCCAGCAGGCGCCGGGCAAGAUGCUGACGCUGAGCGAGAUCUACCAGUGGAUCAUGGACCUGUUCCCCUACUACCGGGAGAACCAGCAGCGCUGGCAGAACUCCAUCCGCCACUCGCUCUCCUUCAACGACUGCUUCGUCAAGGUGGCGCGCUCCCCGGACAAGCCGGGCAAGGGCUCCUACUGGGCCCUGCACCCCAGCUCGGGCAACAUGUUCGAGAACGGCUGCUACCUGCGCCGCCAGAAGCGCUUCAAGCUGGAGGAGAAGGCCAAGAAAGGGGGCGGCGGCGGGGCCUCGGCCGCCGCCAGGAACAGCGCGGGGGCCGCCACGUCGUCCGCGGCCGCCCCCACGGCGGCGGCGGCGGCGGCGGCGGCGGCGGCGGCGGCCGCCACGGUGGCCUCUCCGCCCCAGCCCGCGCCGCCGCCCCCGGAGCCCGAGGCCCAGGGCCGGGGCGAGGAUGUGGGGGCUCUGGACUGCGGCUCGCCCCCUCCCUCCGCCCCCUACUUCACGGGCCUGGAGCUGCCGGGGGAGCUGAAGCUGGACGCGCCCUACAACUUCAACCACCCCUUCUCCAUCAACAACCUCAUGUCGGAGCAGACGCCCGCGCCACCCAAGCUGGACGUGGGGUUCGGGGGCUACGGGGCCGAGGCCGGGGAGCCGGGCGUCUACUACCAGGGCCUCUAUUCGCGCUCCCUGCUCAACGCCUCCUAGCGGGGCGCGUCCGGCCCGGUCCUCCCGGGACCCCCCUGGGCCCGUCCCCGCCAGUUAACGCCUCGGCCUGUGACCCGCUGCGGUGACCUGGGCAUCACGUCCAGCCACCAGGCGCUGCGAUCGCUGCCUCUGAUGUCUCGGGGGGCCGUGCGGGGCCGUGGGGAAGACCCCCACGGGACUGACCUUGUUGGUGGAGCCAUUGGGGGUCACUCCGAUGGCCGCAGUGGGGGUGACCUCGUGGUGGGCCCUUUGGAAGCGGAUGGACAUCCCCGUGGCUGACCGGGGUGUGUGUGUGUGUGUGUGUGUGUGUGUGUGUGUGUGACGGCGAUGCCAUCUCCAUGGCAUCUUCUUGGGCCGGUUGGGGGUUGUGGUCACGUCUUUUUGGGGGGCUUCCUGCCACGUUGGCCACCACCCCACAGGACACCCGCCUGGGUCCGUAUGGCGCCCUGAUGGCCGCCAUAUUGGCUGGCUGACACAUCCAUGGACCAGCCCCUGUGUGGGCCUUGCCACUGCCUCUUUGGGGUGCGGGUGGAGUGUGGGGUGGAGAUGGGAGCAUCUCGUCUCCGGUGGUUUGCUCCGAACCCUCUGGCUCCAGGGAGAGCGGGAAGGCCGCCCAGGGGGUGGGGAGUUCCUACUGAGUCUGGUUCUUGCCUGGGACGUGGGACACUGCAGUGUGUGAACAUUAAAAGGCACCAUUUCUGCCUCUUC